AUGACGCCCGACUCAGAGACGAGCAACUUCAUGCCUGUAUCGCCAUGUUUCGACAGCCAAGAGCAUCGAGCAAUGGUUCGCCACCUGCUGUCCAAGUACAGCAGGCAUGAGAUUGACCAGCUACUUGAGGAAGUGGCUGGUGAAGCACCAUGUGAACUGCUAACACCCAUGUUGCCGUACGCCGCCUCUCUGGGCCCUCUCAUCGCCGACAACGUCUCGGCCGGGGCGCACUCAUCAACCCACGUGGACAAGUAUCAGAAUCUUACUCGCCAUAGAUUUCAGAGGUCCGCGUCAGGGACGUCUGCUUCACUUCCAUCCCAGCCUUCAAUCUCACCUAGGAGCUCCGUAUCGUCUGCUCCGGGGCACAGAGCAGGUGGCCGUCCGUCCUCGUACAGGUCGGACUACGCUUGUGGCUUCUGCGCCGAGGUUGGAAUCACUAAGACUUGCACACGGAGAAAUGACCUUCGCCGCCACAUCGAUCAGUUCCACAACACGAAUUCACAGUGGCUAUGCCAGCAUCGCGGCUGCCGGAUGGCCUUUGACUGGCAGACUGCGUACCAGAUUCAUCUCCGCAGCGAGCACGGGGGCUCCCAGAUGAGGAUGGAGGAGGCCAAAGUCGUCCUGUGUCCUCAAACUGUCUUUGCAUGUGGCUACGAAGGCUGUCUUCAAGUCUUUGAGGCAACUGAUGACAACAGCGCCGCGGCGACUUGGAAAGUGUACACUGCCCAUCUCAUACGACAUUGCGAGGAGGGCCGUGGUAUGGGGCUCUGGUCAUAUUCUCAACGCAUGCGCAACCUGCUCAGACAGUCCCGCCUUGAAGCUGCGUGGUCAAGGUCAUGGCCAGACGACGACCCAAGCCGCCUGCGCUGGGACCCAGCCUCAACGCGCACACUGCGCAAGCUGCUCGAGACCAGGCACCUGGAAAACGUGCCGAAGCUCAUCAAUUGCGUUGUACUGCUCGGGUCGUCUCACCAAGGAACCGGGCAACCGGAUGUCGACUUGGACCUCCACCUUCCCGUGAGAAAGGUCUGCCCUGCCGCAGCCGUGAGGCACGAGAUGCGUACAGCUUCUCCACCAGCACAAACGGCGCCGGAAGAAGAUGCGAAUUGCAUCGUGGACCCCAACAUGGGCCCGCAACAGAACACGGAUGGCGCUCAGUUGCCUCUAUCAAGCGUGUCUUUUCACGCACCUGGAUUCUCUGGCUACACUGCGCACGAUUCCACUGAUGCGCCCAUGACACCCCCGCCGGCCAUUUUCGGCCUACCCGGGUCGGCGGUUUACCACACAUCUAGCCAACCUGCUCAUCAACAAUACGCCUCGUUCGAGCCUACUGGGAGGUCAGUCCGGCCAACAGCAAUGAGCGCCGUGGCGCCGUUACAACCCAUCGCAGAUGGAUCGAGCGGCAUGCUCGGAGAAGAGUUUGCCAUGAACGACACUGCAGCCGUCCCCCGCGGACAACAUUACGGCUGGACGCAUGUGUACAGGACUGGUGGUCUCCAGAGCCCGACGUUGACAGACAUGUGCAACGAAAUGGGCAGUCCCCUGGUGCCUGUGGAACAAGGCUUGAUGGGGAGCUACUGCUCACCACGAACUAUGUGA
This is a messenger RNA of Purpureocillium lilacinum, 1599 nucleotides long. NCBI's taxonomy places the organism in Eukaryota, Fungi, Ascomycota, Sordariomycetes, Hypocreales, Ophiocordycipitaceae. The record is from RefSeq and is a predicted model, not a curated record.